Messenger RNA from Sphenostylis stenocarpa, 1143 nucleotides. Lineage: Eukaryota; Viridiplantae; Streptophyta; Magnoliopsida; Fabales; Fabaceae. The record is from the annotation of a GenBank genome assembly.
AUGGGAACAGGUGAUGCCUCCUUCAGUGGUAAGUGGCAUGGAGUUGCCAAGAUGUGGCAAUCGAGAAUGCGUAAGAAGCUGGAAGAUGGUGAUAUCAUAUGCUUUCAGAAGGCUUCUUCUUUGGACACUGAGGAAAAUAUCCGUUAUCCGGAUGUGCCCUCAUAUUUAGAAUAUGUGCAUAAUCGCCAGAUUUCUCUUGCCCUCUUUUCACUACAUGCUGGUGCUUGUGCAUAUCUACCUAAAGAAGAUGACUUUUUCUUGGAGAUGUCAAGGCUUUAUACUUACGAUGAUACGUCAGAUAUAUUAUACUAUGAAGUACUUGACAUCCCUCUACCAGAAUUACAAGGGUUGAAAACUCUGAAAGUUGCAUUUGCCACUAAGGAUGAAGUGUUCAGUCAUACUAUCCGACUUCCAAAGCAGAGUACUGUUGGGGAUGUCCUUGAUGAUCUUAAAACAAAGGUAGAGUUAUCUGAUCCUGAAGCUGAACUUCGCUUACUUGAAGUCUUUUAUCACAAAAUAUACAAGGUCUUCCCUCCAAAUGAAAAGCUUGAAAACAUUAAUGAUCAAUACUGGACAUUACGAGCUGAGGAGAUUCCAGAAGAAGAGAAAAAUCUUGGUCCUCAUGAUCGUCUAAUUCAUGUGUACCAUUUCAACAAAGACACAGCUCAAAACCAAAUGCAAAUUCAAAACUUCGGGGAACCUUUUUUUCUGGUUAUACAUGAAGGAGAAACUCUAUCUGAAAUUAAAGUGCGAAUACAGAAGAAACUUCAAGUUCCUGAUGAUGAGUUUGCCAAGGUAUUACCUCUUGUCCAGCUAUUUGAUGGAAGUUUGCAUUUUCUAUCACUAGGGCGUCCGGAAUACCUUCAAGAUUCUGACAUUGUAUCCAGUCGUUUUCAGAGAAGAGAUGUUUAUGGUGCUUGGGAGCAAUAUCUUGGCUUGGAGCAUACUGACAAUGCUCCUAAAAGAUCAUAUGCUGUCAACCAGGAACCUGCAAUUGAUGAGUUCAUCAUGUAUGAAUUCCGCAUUAUUAUAUAUCUAUGGGCUUGUACACUUGGGGAAGAUGGCAAGAGGCUACUAUGUAUAGGACUAAUGAAAUCAGCAAUGCAGGUGGUGUCUGCAGACUUUAAGUUAGUCAUGUGUUAG